Messenger RNA from Orcinus orca (killer whale), 1775 nucleotides. Its product is annotated as histone H3. Bases 955 to 1365 code for a protein of 136 amino acids. Gene Ontology annotation, cellular component: nucleosome. Gene Ontology annotation, molecular function: structural constituent of chromatin; protein heterodimerization activity; DNA binding. The transcript has a single exon. The record is from RefSeq and is a predicted model, not a curated record. NCBI's taxonomy places the organism in Eukaryota, Metazoa, Chordata, Mammalia, Artiodactyla, Delphinidae.
GUGGGUGGCGACGGGUUGUAAAUCCGGGAGGUUAGUUAACUCGGGUGAAGGUAGCAAGCCUCUUGGGCGCCAGGGUUGACUCAGUUCUAAGUGCUCCGUCAGGCGACCCGCGGUGCCUUAACUCGGAGUCGGAUGCCUAGUGAGCAACUCUAUAGUAUAGUUGUUCCCCAGGCCUCUGCUGAACACUUGAGGUCUAGUACCAAGGGGACGUUACCUCUCUCACACACACGUACACGCCCCGUUCACCCCAGUCGGUUAGGGGAGCGGACAGUUUUCGGGAGUGUGGCGGACCUGGGGUUUGGCUUAAGUGAGUCGACUGUGUCAAAGGGGGGAAAAAAAGGCGCCUUCGCGGCGGAGAUACAGGUCCCUACUUAGGGUUUCGGAGGCGGAAUCUUGCGCCCGGAGGGGGCCGCACAUAACUUUCCGAUCCGAAAAGCACCGAAAGGCGGAAACAAAACAAAACAAAAAACCCCCCCAACGAUCCGUCAUGCCAACUAAGCUAGGGGGCUCUGAGAAGGCAACAAGGCGUUCCGGGGGCGGCGGGGCCAAACAGAAGGUUGAGGUUCAAUUCGGGAGCUAGAAAGCGUAGAAAGAGGGUUUCGCGGGUAGCGCGUUCCAAGGGAGCGAAGGGCUGAGGAGGAACAUUCUGACACAGUUGCGCUCAAAACUAACUCUCACCCUGAAAGAAAGGAAAAACAAGCCAGGGAAAACUGUUGGCAAACUGGAAAGUAGAAAGGGAGGCGGGUGGGCGGGGGUAGGGGGGAUUCUGCCCAAGCCAAUCAGUGGCGCUAGGGCCGAUGACGUCACAGCCAAUGGACAGCCAGCGCGGGACUUUCAAUUAUUGAUCCGCCCAAUCGGGAAAAGACUGUGCCUAUAAAGACCGCUGCGGCGGGCUGGAUCCCGGUUCCUCUCCUUGCGCGUCGCUGCGCCGGUGAACUCGUGUCUCGGUUCGCUAUGGCCCGUACAAAGCAGACUGCCCGCAAGUCGACCGGUGGCAAGGCCCCGCGGAAGCAGCUGGCCACCAAGGCGGCCCGCAAGAGCGCGCCGGCCACCGGCGGCGUCAAGAAGCCGCACCGCUACCGGCCGGGCACCGUGGCCCUGCGGGAGAUCCGGCGCUACCAGAAGUCGACCGAGCUGCUGAUCCGCAAGCUGCCCUUCCAGCGGCUGGUGCGCGAGAUCGCGCAGGACUUCAAGACCGACCUGCGCUUCCAGAGCUCGGCCGUGAUGGCGCUGCAGGAGGCGAGCGAGGCCUACUUGGUGGGGCUGUUUGAAGACACGAACCUGUGCGCUAUCCACGCCAAGCGCGUGACUAUCAUGCCCAAAGACAUCCAGCUGGCCCGCCGCAUCCGCGGGGAGCGGGCUUAAGAAGUGUGCGCUCGGCUCGAGGUUCCAUCAUAUCCAAAGGCUCUUUUCAGAGCCACCCACAACUGCACUUGGAAGAAGCUGUGCCACUUGGCCGUGCUCUCCCGGCGGACCCUCGCAUACCCCGGGAGGAGAGGCUGUUAGAGCGGGCAGAGCGUUGGGCUCCAACAGAAAGGCUAAAGAAAGGCCAGGUAUCUGGCCUAGUCCCCUGCUUGCUGGCCGCCUUCCGGGGUGUCAAGAUCUUUGAGUUUGGUCAGUCGGAUUCUCUGGCCUGGCGAGCUUGCCGCUGCGUUCUUGGGCGCGGCCAGGGCGCCCAGUUUCGCUUCUUGGAGGCAGCCACGGGUCCUCCCGUAGGGUCGGGCUCUUCUAGGGCGUCUUCGUACUCGACCUUGGCCCAGAACUGUAAUCUGUCC